CAGUGGCACACACCCUGCGCUGCCGGAGAUCGCUGUGUCCUACGGAUACAGCUGAUCACGUGGUGAUCAACUGUAUCAAAUGACACAGCAGAUCACAAUUGCCGUUCAGCAGUGCCCAGCAAUGCCGCUCAGCAGUGCCCAGCAGUGUCAUCCAUUAGUACCCAGAAGUGUCACCCAUCAGUGCCAGGCAGUGUUGCCCAUCAGUGCUGCCCAGCAGUGCCACCUGUCAGUGCUGCCCAGUAGUGCUGGCUGUCAGUGCCCAGCAGUGUUGCCCAUCAGUGCUGCCCAUCAG
This is a messenger RNA of Staurois parvus, 292 nucleotides long. The record is from the annotation of a GenBank genome assembly. Lineage: Eukaryota; Metazoa; Chordata; Amphibia; Anura; Ranidae.